Messenger RNA from Hippocampus zosterae (dwarf seahorse), 1260 nucleotides. RefSeq names its product transmembrane protein 88 a (gene tmem88a). The record is from RefSeq and is a predicted model, not a curated record. NCBI's taxonomy places the organism in Eukaryota, Metazoa, Chordata, Actinopteri, Syngnathiformes, Syngnathidae. The coding region runs from base 448 to 1038 and encodes 196 amino acids. The transcript is spliced from 3 exons. Gene Ontology annotation, cellular component: plasma membrane. Gene Ontology annotation, molecular function: PDZ domain binding.
ACCAGCCCACUAGGCUUCUCGUGCUCAGGAUACGAGUGCGCACGCGCACACGCACACAAUCAUAUCUCAAGCUGGAGUCAGACUGAGGAAACAGAAUGCCAGGGAAGGAAGCGUUGAGGUCAGGGGGAAAGCAGAUUUCUCCUUAAGUCGACACAGCACCUUUUCUCCGAGAGGGCAGAGGAUCUUCAGAGUUGCGACGCCAAGAAGAUUAAGUAGUUGCUACUUCACAACGGUAACAAAAGUACCAUUUUAGAUUCAGUUCAAUCGACGCCUUUCCGCGGAUAUCAUCAGCCACUGGAACGGGAAUUCCACAGAAGACAUUCAUCGGGAGGAAAUUCUUGAAAUUCUCUUCAUCCCUGACUUUGCACCCCUCCAACUUCAGGUCCCUUCAGUUUUUGUGGCAUCAAAGAUCCAGAGAACACAUCAACGGGUUUGAUUCCACGAAACAUGAGUCUGUCACGAAACGGCACAUUGGAGAAGACAUCGGAGCUGCCCCACUCGGAACCCUACUCCCCCUCAAGAGGGGCCGGGGUGGUGGUGCCCCCACCGUACUCCACGGGAGGGAGCGAUGGCCCCGACCCCCCACUGGAGUUGAGGGGCUCUCUGGAUUGCUGGGCCUGCUCCGUCCUAGUCACGGCUCAGAAUCUGAUCAUCGCGGCAAUAAACGGCUUGUUGGCCGGCAUCGUGUUUGGCACCAUCCUCACCCCAGCGCUCGUCAUGAUUAUAUUUGGCUUCCUCUGCCACUCUACGGUGCAGCCGCAUGGUACCUCAGUGUACUGUUCAGACCUGUUGGAUGAUGCGGGUUGUGUUGCGCUGCUGGUCGUCGGCUUUCUCCUGCUCACGCCUCUGCUGGUCCUGGCUCUGGCUGCAUUCUGUCGCCUGGCUCGCCACCUCCAACUGGGCAUGUGCUUCAUUCCUUACAGCAGGGCGGUGUACAAGAACCUACCCCUCGCUCGCAGCAGGGAGGCCGGAGUGGCCGGCUGCUGUGGAAUGCCCGAAGCUUCAGAGACGGAGGGGAAGGGCAGCGUUUGGGUGUGAUGAGAGGUGACUUCUGAGACCGAGGUUUGAUUUUUUUUUAUUUUUUAUUUUUUUAAUGUAGGCUAUCCCUGCUGAAUGAAGUGGGUCAUCGUUUUUUUUUUUUAAUCGGUUGUAACACUCAAUCCACUACAGUUUGUCAUUGCAAAUGGAUGUUUAGCUAAAAGAUUUGUAUACUAUUUCUGUAUUUUAUAAGCUAUUUUUUCCAAUAAAACCUUACUCUGA